AUUGUUUCUUUUGUUAAUUCUCCGACUUAUGCAAUUUCUGGUUAUCUUGCGAGAAUUUUGUCGCCUGUUGUUGAGAAUACUGAUUACACUGUCAAAAAUUCCUGCGAAUUUGCGGAUUUCAUAAGAGAUAAAACUCUUAACGCUUGUGAAGAAUUAGUAUCUUUCGACGUUGUUUCGCUUUUCACUAAAAUCCCAGUUGAUCUUGCCGUUAAGGUUGCGGAGGAGAGACUCAGAGAAGAUGCUUCGGUAAAGUUUCCGUACAGCCCCAUACUAUUGUAAAACAAAUCUGUUUUCCCAAUGGAAAUGUAUUGUUUCUGUCAUUGUUUUCUCUAUUCAAGAACUGAAUGCAUAAUGUAGUAUGGGGCUGUGCGGAAAUUUUACCGAUGCUUCCCUGGGACAAAGAACUUCUUUGCCUGUGGAGGAUAUUAUUCAUCUACUGUCUUUUUGCCUCAAAACCACGCAAUUUACAUAUAACGGCACCUACUAUAAACAAGUUUUUGGUACAGCGAUGGGUUCGCCCGUCUCUGCUGUCAUUGCUAACAUGGUAAUGGAAGACGUGGAACAAAGGGCCUUAGCCACUUCACCGGUUAAACCCUUUUCCUGGAAACGAUAUGUCGAUGAUGUUAUUUCUGCUGUAUCCGGUAAUGAAGCGUAGCGCCUCUUGUCGCAUUUGAAUUCAGCAGAGCCGUCGAUCCAAUUCACUCUUGAGCGUGAAAAGGAUAGACAUUUGCCCUUUCUUGAUUUAAAUGUGUCCAGAGGGGUUCAGGGUAAUUUAGAGACAAGUGUCUACCGUAAACCUACCCACACCGACAAAUACCUCGCCUGCGAUUCUAACCACCCUAUUUGCCAUAAAAAGUCUGUAGCCAAAACUUUACUUAGGAGGGCUGACUGUCUUCUAUCCUCACUCGAUUCGAAGGCUGAGGAGAGGAUAUAUGUUUCCAAUGUCCUAAAGGCAAAUGGCUAUACAAAACCUUUUCUCCGUAACUGCUAA
Pocillopora meandrina is the source of this 991-nucleotide messenger RNA. NCBI's taxonomy places the organism in Eukaryota, Metazoa, Cnidaria, Anthozoa, Scleractinia, Pocilloporidae. The record is from the annotation of a GenBank genome assembly.